CCCCCGUUGUCCCCCGUCGUCUUCCCUUCCGCAAUCCACCGCCGAGCCUGCCCCACAAGCCCCAACUACCAAUUCCUCGCCCCCCAUGGCUGCGCCUGCGCCUCGGUCAUGGGCGCAGCUCCACGCCGACAUGCUGCGCGAGAUUUUGCGCCGCGUCCCCUGCGCAAUCGACCGUCUCCACAUGUCCGUCGCCUGCAUCUCUUGGCGCGUGGUGCUCGCGGCGGAAGCCAUGGACGCGCCACCGCGGAUCCCGUCGCUCUUCCUCCUGCCCGCCGACGCGACGGGCGUGUACUGCUACCUCAGCGGCUGCCGCGACCACCGCAAGUUCCCCGGCCCCCGCCACUUCGGCUCGUACGACGGCUCCUGGUUCUUCCUCGCCUACGGCCAGACCCGCGGGCACCGGCUGCUCAACAUCCGCACCGGGGAGUCCCGCGCCGUCCCCAACGUGCUCGGGGUCCGGGAUGGCGUCGCUGACCGAUUCCACAACAUGGUCAUCCUCGCCGCCACCCUCUCGCUCCCACCGGAUGACUUGGAUUGCAUCGCCGCUGGCAUCGUCGCCUACCAGCCGAACGCCGGCGCGCCGCGCCGGCGCCACUUCGCGUUCUGGCAGCUCGGCGAUCGGGCGGCCUUCUGCUAUGUUGAGCCUCACCCUAACGCGCCAGUUGGGCCGGGGAUGGAACCGGAGGACGUCGUGUACCACGGUGGCUCCUUCCAUUUCCUCACCCAAGGCGAACACAUCCUCGAGUGCGCGCCGGUCCUUGAUGAUAUUGGGUUUGUCCUGGAAGUAACAGUGGACUUAAUCCGCUUCCAGAACGCGGGGCACAGCUACGCCGAGUUCGUCCGCGCCCGCUACCUCGUGGCGUCCCGCGAGGAACUGCUGAUGGUCGUCAGGUUCGCUCCCAAUCCUCAGGCACCGACAUCGUCGUUCAAGGUGUUCCGGAAGCUCCAACAGCAGAUGCCAGGCGACGGCAAGAAGGAGGCUGAUGAGUACCAUUGGAACUGGAGCGAGCUGGACACGCUGGGUGGCCGGAUGCUGUUCGUGGGGCGAGGAUGCUCCAGAUCCUACGAGGUUGAUCAGUACGUGGGGUUCAAGGACGGCGUCUACUUCUUGGAUGAUGGGUGCUUCUACGACGACGAGAUCAUGUUCCGCGGUGUCAAUGAUAGGCGGUACUCUUGCAGCGACAUCGGCAAGUGGUCGGAAGGGCCGCCUCCCCAUGUCGAACGCUUCUUCCCGGAGCAGGGCCCUUCGUGCAACUCUCCUCCGGCUUGGCUUCUCCCUUGAGACGGCAAGUUUUUGGCCACGAACCUCCACCGACAUUUGAGUUUGUGACGUUUGAGUGCCAUAGAUAAUGUGAGGGUUCGUCUUGAGGUAAUUCUCAGUUGAUGUUUGAGUGCCUAGCGUUGCUACUAACCUGUACUUUGUUGCAAUCGGAUUUGAAUUUGUCUGUGAUCGUGCUCAGAUUUUUACGAUAUCACUCUAUCAUGGAAAUGGAUUGAUAUGCAUGUAAACUGAACUUGUUUGGAUCGGGAUCCUUAAAUUCAUUGAGCUUUUGAAGAAUUAA
Molecule: messenger RNA, 1562 nt
Organism: Panicum virgatum (switchgrass)
Lineage: Eukaryota; Viridiplantae; Streptophyta; Magnoliopsida; Poales; Poaceae
Exons: 1
Coding region: 86-1282 (398 amino acids)
Source: RefSeq, a predicted model, not a curated record